AAGUGUUUUACUCACGCACACAUGCCCUUCGAUUGCUUGCGCGAGGUUGUGCUGCGUGUUUUCUUCCCCCAAAAAAGUCAAUUUGUGCGUUCGAACCGUAUUUCGUCGACAUCGUCCGUGCGCGAUUGUGCCAUCCUCUGUCAGUUCCGAUCGUAGUAAGCAACGGAAGUGCACCGCGUCUGUGGCAGAUCAAAAGUUCCACGGCUCUUACCGUACGCCAUUUUAUGAUUCCUAUCGCUAUUGACGACAUCCAUCGCACACACUCGCGUAGUGAAGAAUCCAAUCGAUUAGUUUUGAUAGUGCUGCAACACGUUAACGCUGUAGAGAGCAAUUAGCUUUGAUUGUGGAAAAAAAUGCAUCCGUCACGAGGAUCAGCAAUGAAUAACGUUUCGAUUACAGAUUCUUGUGGUCAGCCGUUGUGUGAAAAGAAGGACUACUGUGACAGUGUCAAUACCGAUUCUGGCUUUCUCUCGGGCCAUAACCUCAACUCGUCCGAGAAUUUUGUGACGGAAGAAAGUAGUUCGUCGGAAAACAAUCCCAGGAACGUUGGGACACCCGCUCCGUGUGAGAAACAAAUCGAAGCGGAACCGUGUUCGAACGUAGACUCCGGGAUGAUUCCGGACGAAGAGCUAAGCUCGCGCGAUAUGGGCUUGAUCGACAUCUGCGAACGUUUCGAUCGUUUGAUGAAGCGCGACUGGAUGAAAAGUUUUCAGCAAGAUGAAAUGGGUGAAACCCAGCUUCAUCUGGCCGUAUACGAGCGCAAUGAGGAGCAUGUUUCGAAGCUGGUUACAAAUCUUCCACGACAGUUUCUUAACAUCCAGAACGAUGACGGACAGACGGCACUGCAUUUGGCUGUCCUGACGGAUCAGUCCAAGAUUGUACGUCGCCUGUUGAUUGCCGGUACCGAUCGUACCAUUCGCGAUUUGGAUGGCAAUACCGCCCUACAUCUGGCCAGCGGUAUGGGCAAAGUGAACAUCGUCAAAGAACUGCUAACACCGCCAUCGUUCAACGACAUCGCGCAAGGUGUAUCGCAAACAAAAGUGCCACAAGACAUGGAGUCAUGGAAUUAUGAUGGUAAAACUUGUGUUCAUUUAGCGGCCGAAGCUGGCAGCAUAGAAGUAAUUCGAUCUUUAAUCGACGCGGGAGCCGAUAUCAACGCAAGGGAAGGAAAAUCCGGAAUGUCACCACUGCACAUCAGCAUCGAGAAGGGCAAUGAAGCGUUGGCAAACUUUUUGCUCGAUGAAUGUCCGCUUCUCUCGCUGGAGGCGGUUACUUAUGCCGGAAUGACGGCUUACCAGCUGGCGCUUAUUCAAGACAAACGGAUCCUGAUCGGCGAUCUGACGAAACGCGGAGCGGAACCAAUGUCCCUACCAGAGAGCGAUGCUGAAACCGAUUCUGACGACGAAAUGAUCAGUAACUACUAUGGGGCGAGUGCAUUUUCGGCAGCUUUCUCGGGAUUAUCGGCAAUCAAUGUAUCUUAAAAUGAAAAUUCACUGCACUUUAUUUGACACCCCCCACAGCACUACUUGACCAGGCAACGGGCUGCGUGGGACAGAAACAAAAAAAAACUCCCCGCGCAUACCUAGGCGAACAUGAAGCGAGCAUAGGGGUCCCUAGCUCGUGCAAGAGAAAAGAGAGUAAAAAAAUGGACCGUGGUUCUAAUGUAAAAUAAUAAAAAAAACGUAUGUAACUAUUAUUCCCAUUCUAAUAAGUGCCUUCUAUGUAAAGUUGAUAAGAUGAACAAUUGUGACGUUGUUGGUCUUUGUUUUGCAUAUAUAGUUAAGCGUAUUAUACAUUACACACGCAAUAUAGAAGGGAAAAGAUACAUUGUUUGCAAUUAUUUGUAAACCAAAUAUCAUCCCUCGAUGUGUUGUCACACAAAAGAGAAGGUCGGCGGUAUGAUUCUAACACAGAUUACACUUAUAAUCUUCCUCUCCAUCCCGUCCCGACCUUGUUGGCUUGUUUAAGCCAUAAUUGACGAAACGCUAAGCUUUAAAACGUAUCUUGUUUUUUUUUCGGAAUGUGUCCGUUUUCUUUGUCCAUCCCAAAGCAAAGGCGUUAGGAUAUGUGUAGUGGUUUAUAGAUAUGUUAUUUAUAUGGUUCGAUUAACUCGUAAGCAAAUGUACAUGUAACAAUUUAAAACAAAAACAAAAACCCCGAACGACGCGAAUGUCGAGCAGCGAAUAAAACUAUUUGCAAAUGAAA
Messenger RNA from Anopheles funestus (African malaria mosquito), 2205 nucleotides. RefSeq names its product NF-kappa-B inhibitor cactus (gene cact). The record is from RefSeq and is a predicted model, not a curated record. NCBI's taxonomy places the organism in Eukaryota, Metazoa, Arthropoda, Insecta, Diptera, Culicidae. Gene Ontology annotation, molecular function: protein binding. The coding region runs from base 354 to 1481 and encodes 375 amino acids. The transcript has 5 exons.